Messenger RNA from Mytilinidion resinicola, 601 nucleotides. RefSeq lists its product as uncharacterized. The record is from RefSeq and is a predicted model, not a curated record. Lineage: Eukaryota; Fungi; Ascomycota; Dothideomycetes; Mytilinidiales; Mytilinidiaceae. Bases 115 to 423 code for a protein of 102 amino acids. The transcript has 3 exons.
CUCAGCGACUGAGUGUCAAGAAGUCAUCACGGGCUCGUGCACGCUACGGGCUCGUGCACGCUUUGAUCACGCAUCACCACCAACUUCGAAACCUCACAACUCAAUCAAAUAUGAAUGGAUUUCUACCAAAUUGAAAUACAAGAGCCUUUUGGUGUUUCACUUUCAUUCUAUAACCACCACGGAGUCGUCGUGCCAUUUGGGGGGGUUGCGCAUUCGCUGAGGCCGGCCAGAGGUUGCCUUCACAACCCCAUCCUCCCCCUCGCACUCCUGCUCAGCAGAAGGCUCCUCAGGAAUAGCGAAUACAACCGUCUUAGCCUUCUGCUUCUGCUGCAUCAAUUUGCUCUCCUCUUUAAGCUGCUUGUUGAACUCACGUGCAUAAUGAGCCUCAUCUGCAGCGCGCUUCUUCUCGCCCUCAGCAUCUAGCUGAUGCUUUUUCUUAGUAGCUUUGCUAGCCUUCGUCAUUUCCUUAGUUCUUUGCUUGUCAUCCUUUGCUAGCUUCCUGCGCACCUUAUCCUCUGCCUUGCGAGCAAUAUCAGCUUCCUUAGCAUCCUCCUUCUCUUAGUGGAGCUCACGUGCCUGCCGCACCUUAUUAGAUUCUUCU